Protopolystoma xenopodis is the source of this 267-nucleotide messenger RNA. NCBI's taxonomy places the organism in Eukaryota, Metazoa, Platyhelminthes, Monogenea, Polystomatidea, Polystomatidae. The record is from the annotation of a GenBank genome assembly.
AUGACCGAGUCGCACGAUCGAGCGUUGAGGCCGAGGUUGUCUUUUGUGCACCGCGUCUCGUCGCCGAAAAGGAAAACACUUCUUCCGGUUGAGGAUGGGCGACAUUCUCACUUGCCGGACAGACUGAAUCCGUCGAAGCAAGCGUGUUUCUUUCGCAAAUCGGCCUCAGCUGGCUACUUCAAAGUGGCUUGGAAACAGACAACAUUUGCGCAACGUUCAAGUGUUUUGCAUACUUUUGCCCAAAGUAUCCCAGCCGGCCACUUUUAA